UACAUAGCGCUAUAUUGAGUUGGGAUGACAGAUAUCUUAACCUCUGAAGUCUCCAACUUUAACGCUUAGUAACUCGAUUCAUGAGGUUGACCGUCGCGAUUUUCUGCCAGAUUCUUUGGUUUUGAGUGAAAACGCGUCGAAUGAGUAAUUUUGAUUAAGAUUUUAGGUGGGGUAUUUUAAAUAAUUACCUACCAAUACAUCCUUAAAACGGCACGAUAAAAAUUAAUAAAAUUUUUCUGCAUAUUAUUGUUAUAAUUAACAUAGCCUAGAUCUCCUCAGCGCCCACCAGGGGGUGAUAACGUCCACGUUGGGAACCUCAAUAUACAAGCGUGAAAAAGAUGUUACCAACGAUGUCAAAGGAUUCGGAGAUUAAAGAUGGAGAAAACAAGAAUCUGAUUAAGAUCGUAGAACGACCAACAUUUAUAUUGAAGACUAGAGAAGGAGAAAAUAGGGCUGUUUCUCCAAGUCAACGUAAUGGUCACAAAAAAGAUGCUGAUAUGUCUUCAACAGCAUCAAAAAUACAAGAAUCGAUUCGUAUGCUUUCCAUAUGCCCUGAAAUGAGUACAUGCAUCAAAUUCAUGGAUGAAAAUAUGCAACUAUGUGAAAAUUCAAUAGAAUUUUUGUAUGAUCAACAAGACUUUCUAGUCGUUGGGUGUUUAGGUGCACAAGGUGUCGGUAAAUCGACAAUCAUGUCACUGCUAACAUCACAUUACUCAUCUAACAUUUUUCAAGUUCAAGAUUUAUCACAUUAUGAAAGUAGUACAAAUUGUACCACUGGAAUAGAUUUUUUUAUAACUAAAAAUAGAGUAAUAUAUUUGGAUACACAACCAAUUCUUUCUGGAUUUGUGAUUGACUCUGCUGCAUCCUUUGAUCAGAAAAAAGGUGCACCUGAUUUUAUGAAUAGUGAUUCCAAUUUGGAAUUACAAUCACUUCAGUUUGCAGCAUUCCUAUUUUCAGUGUGUCAUGUUAUUAUAUUUGUACAAGAUUGGUUUGUCGAUCCAAAUUUAGUGAGAUUUUUGCAAACUGCAGAAAUGUUAAAACCGUCCUCAACAACAGUCAUAGACCAAGAUUAUGUAGAAUAUUAUCCACAUGUUAUAUUUUUGCAUAAUAAAGCAGAGUUGCAAGAUUUUAUGCCAGCUACUAUUGAUGAAAUGAAGGAUUUUUAUAAUAAAGUAUUUUCUAGUUCUCGAUUGCAAACUCAUAGCGGUAUAGAUAUGAAUCAUUGUUCGACAGAAAGUGGUUUAAAUUUAUUUUUGAUACCUUCGAGAAAUAAACAAGAAGAUAUGAUUUUUUGUGAAAAUGAAGAAUUUCUUAUAGAUAAACUGCGAACAAAGAUAUAUGGAGUUCCUAGGAAUUCAAUUACACCUUCUGUGUUAACAGAAAAAAAUUGGUAUCAUUACGUUUCAAAAGUCAUAGAAGUUAUAAAGAAAAGCCAUCUGUCUUCUGAAUAUGGAAGAUUAAUGCCUUAAAUCUAAAAGUUUAUAUGAAAGGAUAUAAAAAUAAAUGAAAUAUAUAAUUAAUCUACUUUAUUUAUCAUUUUUAUAUAUUAUAAUUUUAAAUUAAGAAAUGUAAAAGUAUUUAGUAUACACUAUUGUAAAAUAUGCUGUAGAAUUAAAUUAUUAAAAACGAUUU
Trachymyrmex cornetzi is the source of this 1632-nucleotide messenger RNA. Its product is annotated as protein SMG9. The transcript has 10 exons. Gene Ontology annotation, biological process: nuclear-transcribed mRNA catabolic process, nonsense-mediated decay. Bases 339 to 1469 code for a protein of 376 amino acids. The record is from RefSeq and is a predicted model, not a curated record. Lineage: Eukaryota; Metazoa; Arthropoda; Insecta; Hymenoptera; Formicidae.